Molecule: messenger RNA, 2520 nt
Organism: Nilaparvata lugens (brown planthopper)
Lineage: Eukaryota; Metazoa; Arthropoda; Insecta; Hemiptera; Delphacidae
Product: lachesin
Exons: 8
Coding region: 96-1208 (370 amino acids)
Cellular component (GO): neuron projection
Source: RefSeq, a predicted model, not a curated record
AGAGGGUUGUGGCGGUCUGAGAUGGGUGAUAGGGUUAGUAGCAGCGCGUUGCUUGCCUUGCACAGUGGCCGGCCAUGUGUGGCAGAUGAGCUGUCAUGAGCGCGCGGCUGGUGCUCAACUCUAACACCAACUCCAUUGUCGUACUCAACUGGCUUCUACUCAUACACGUCAUGUGCCAAGGUGCAACAGAGAAGCCAAGGUUUGCUGAGCCGAUUCCGAAUGUGACAGUGGCCGUGGGUCGCGACGCCAUCCUUCCCUGUGUCGUCGCCAACUUGGGAACAUAUCAGGUGGCAUGGAUCCACAUAGACCGACAGAUGAUCCUGACGAUCCACCGACAGGUGGUGGCGCGGGUGCCUCGGUUCAGUGUGUCGCACGACAACCAGAAGACGUGGCAGCUGCAUGUCAGUGAUGUCCAGCAGGAGGACAGGGGCCACUACAUGUGCCAGGUCAACACCAACCCCAUGAUUAGCCAAAUCGGAUACCUGCAAGUAGUCGUGCCCCCCAAUAUAGUAGAUGACGAGAGUACGCCAUCCUCAGUAGCCGCUAGAGAAAACCAAAACCUCACCCUCCACUGCCAGGCAGCUGGCUUCCCUGACCCAAAGAUCAUCUGGAGGAGAGAAGAUGGUCAACCUAUUUUUCUGGAUCGACGGAAAAAAGUGAACGCCCUGGAAGGAGCGCAACUGACCCUGGCCAGAAUCAGUCGGACUGAGAUGGGAGCCUACCUGUGCAUAGCAACCAAUGGCGUCCCUCCCACUGUCAGCAAGAGGAUAACUCUUGACGUUGAAUUCGGGCCAAUGAUCUGGGUGCCGAACCAGCUGGUGGGUGCUCCGCCCGGGACAGAUGUGACGAUCGAUUGUCACACAGAGGCGUUCCCUCGCGCCAUCAACUUCUGGAUCCACGAGAACGUGAUCAUCCUACCGUCGGCCAAGUACUCGCUGGACUCGGCCGAAGCCAGUUACCGCAGCCACAUGAAACUCACCAUCAGGGACCUUCGGCCGACCGACUUCGGCAACUACCGCUGCAUUUCCAAGAACUCACUCGGCGAAACUGAGGGCUCCGUCCGGCUCUAUGAGAUUCCGAUGCCUUCAUCCCCUCCGAAACCGAUAAAGGUUAUCAGUGGAGCCAACAAGACAGGUGGUUUCUUAGCAGUUUGGUUAUCAGUGGUCCUACUACUUCUACUACAUUUAGAUUAUGUACAUUGUUCCUGAAUAAACAAGGAAGUGGAUUUCUCACAAAGACUUUUACAAUUCGAAUCCUUGCAUUGCAAUCCUAAGAACAAACGAAUGAGCCCAAUUUUAUGAAGUAUGUGGGAGUCUGCUCAAAACUCUGAGAAAGCAAACUUAAAUGGAUUAUGAUAUCAUUUUAUAUUGUUUGCAUUUGAUCCGAUUAUUUCCUAUUUCUUAAGUAUCUUGAUCUAGUUUGCAAAACGUGAAAUCUCAGUUCGAUUUCAAGCUCUAGAGAACGUGAUCAAGUGAUGGUUCCAUCAAGCUAUUUGUAAAUAUUAUGAUAUUGUAAAUACAGUAAUUGUAUGAUGCUUCAAGGACUGUUAAUAACAUUACUGUGAAUCCUUCCAAACCCAUCAUAACAGGUGAUAAUUUAUUAAUGAAACAUUGCUCCGCCACAAGAAGUGGGAGAAGUUAACUCAACAAAUCUGUUGUUGUACUCUAAUCACAAGCAACAUUUAUAGUCAGUCCUAUGCUUUUCCCUUCUAUACAUUGAAGCUUUAACUGAAAACAUGCAAUAGUUUGAUAACGCUUCAAUUUAGUUUGUUUCCAUGUAGUCUUGUAAAAUAAAGUCAAACGCUUUGUUUCAAUUUAAUUUGAAUAGGCUUGAAAUGAAAUAAUAUCAUCCAAAUUACCAUGAUGUGUUAUAUAGCCCAUUAAGAGUUCAAUAGCAAUGGAUGUUUGUGAAAACAAGAAAGCAAAACUUUCAGAAUUUUUGAACUUGAGCAAUGUAAAAUUUUCCCCCCAAAGCUGGAGCGCCUUCAGCUUUCUUUCUGGAAAUAGGUUUCCUCCGAUUCGUGACUCGUAUAUACUAAACAAAAGCUUUACAACUCCUUAAAAUAGUUCUGAGUUCAACCUCACAUGUAAUGUAUUGGAAUAAUUAUGUGCCAAAAAGUUAACAAUAUUCUUAUUAGUUACUGUUUCAAGCAUGCAUGUACAAUAUGUUUCAAAUACAAUGGAAAUUUAUUAAAUCCAAUCAAACACCAUAAAGACCCAUCAUCCUUAUCUUUAUUAUGUUUCAAUUGAAGUAUUUUAUCAUUGUACCUGUCAAUCAUUGACUCAAAAAUUGGAUUGAUAUCAAAUAAGAUUUUCAAAUCUACGAUUGAAAUUAUCAUCAAGAAAACACAAGUCGUCCAAAUCAUUCAACUUGAAGUAGAGUUACCUUUAUCUCAUAACAUUUGUACAUACUCGUGAGAUUGAGAAUCUGUGACGUUUAAUUUUCAUGUCUCAUUGUGUAUAGGUUGUUUAGGAAUUAUGCUAAUUAAAUGAAUAAAUUCAUAUGUUAACCAUAGAAUGA